AUUCCCACUUCUCAUUACUUCCAUAUUCCAAUACAGAUCACAGAACACAAAACACAUUAACAUUACUACAAGAUAAGACAUCACAAAAACUAAAAAACCACACACUGACACCCUCUCUUUCUCUGCUAUAAUCUCUCUGCAGAGACUCAACAAUGUCUUGCUCCAAUGUCACCAUGUUGGUCUCCUCCAAACCUUCUUUAUCAGAUGCCUCUAACCUCUCCUUCCGUUCAGCUUUCAACCCUUUUCAGCUUCCUUCACAAAACUCAUCUACUUGCACCCCUUCAAAAACCUCUCACACCCCCUCAAUUCAGUGUGGUCUAAGAGAACUCAGAAACCGCAUUGACUCUGUCAAAAACACUCAGAAAAUCACAGAAGCAAUGAAACUUGUCGCGGCCGCAAAAGUCAGAAGAGCUCAAGAAGCUGUUGUUAAUGGAAGACCGUUCUCAGAGACACUUGUUGAAGUUCUCUACAGCAUCAAUGAACAGCUUCAAACUGAAGAUGUUGAUUCUCCUCUAACUAAGCUUAGGCCUGUGAAAAAAGUUGCACUUGUUGUUUGCACAGGUGACAGAGGUCUCUGUGGUGGUUUCAACAAUAAUAUAUUGAAGAAAGCUGAAAGAAGAAUUGCUGAGUUGAAAACUCUUGGUCUUGAUUACACUGUUAUCAGUGUUGGUAAAAAGGGUAACUCUUAUUUCAUUCGUAGACCUUAUAUACCUGUUGAUAGGUUUCUCGAAGGUGGAACACUUCCUACUGCUAAAGAAGCACAAGCUAUAGCAGAUGAUGUUUUUUCACUUUUUGUUAGUGAAGAAGUUGAUAAAGUUGAACUUUUGUAUACUAAGUUUGUUUCAUUGGUGAAAUCAGAUCCUAUUAUUCAUACUUUGCUUCCUUUAUCACCUAAAGGUGAAAUCUGUGAUAUAAAUGGAAUCUGUGUUGAUGCUGCUGAAGAUGAACUUUUCAGGUUAACAACAAAAGAAGGAAAGUUAACUGUUGAAAGAGAUACUGUUAGGACUAAGACGAUUGAUUUUUCGCCUAUUUUGCAGUUUGAGCAGGAUCCUGUUCAAAUUCUUGAUGCACUUUUGCCACUUUAUUUGAACAGUCAAAUCUUGAGGGCGUUGCAGGAAUCACUUGCUAGUGAAUUAGCUGCUAGGAUGAGUGCUAUGAGUAAUGCUACUGAUAAUGCUGUUGAGUUGAAGAAGAACUUGUCGAGGGUGUAUAAUCGGGAACGUCAGGCAAAGAUCACUGGUGAAAUUCUUGAAAUUGUUGCUGGAGCUGAUGCCUUACAAUAGAUUGUGUAUUAUAUUAUAUAAGGGCUGUUCUAUUUCUCUCAUCCAUGGUUGGAACUUGGAAGUUGGAUUUCUUUGUAGGUGUUUCUACUACAUGUAGACUUGAGCACUAUCGUGGUUAAUCACAUUUAAAUGUGUGGUUAGUGAAUGUAAUUAGGUGACUUAUAAUUCAACUAAUGUAAUAAAUAGGUGUUGUAACCAAUCAGUUAGUUAGUUGAUUAUAAUUCAAUUAGUAUAUGUGUUAGUUGGUUAAGAUUGAUUCAUGUAUAAAUAAGCUUACAGCUUAUGAAAUAAACAAGUCUUUAUCAUUA
Cicer arietinum (chickpea) is the source of this 1591-nucleotide messenger RNA. Lineage: Eukaryota; Viridiplantae; Streptophyta; Magnoliopsida; Fabales; Fabaceae. The record is from RefSeq and is a predicted model, not a curated record.